AUGCUGUCGGACGCAGACUACCCCGGGAACGGCUCCGGUGCCCGGCGAGCUAAAAGGAGAAGCUCUGCGGAGUCUCCGGGCGACGGCCAGGCCCUUCGGUCAUCUGGGAGGCAGACCAACGUCCGAGUGAAACGCGCCAAUAACCCUCCACCUGGACAGAGCAAAAGGAAAGCGACAGACACAGAAGAGGAAGACGACCAGGCGGAGAAGAAAUACAGGAAGUGUGAGAAGGCGGGGUGCUCGGCGACGUAUCCAGUCUGUUUCGCGAGCGCUUCCGAAAGAUGUGCUAAAAAUGGAUACACGUCUCGCUGGUAUCACCUGUCGUGUGGCGAGCACUUUUGCAACGAGUGCUUCGAUCACUACUACAGAAGUCACAAGGACGGUUACGAAACGUUUUCCGUAUGGAAAAAAGCGUGGACGAGUAAUGGAAAAAGUGAGCCCAGUCUCAAAGCCUUCAUGGCAGACCAGCAGCUUCCCUACUGGGUGCAGUGCACAAAACCCAACUGCAGGAAGUGGCGUCAGCUAACCAAGGAGAUCCAGCUGACUCCCGCAUUGACAGACACGUAUCGCUGUGGGAUGAAGUUCAACAAUGUCAAGAGUGAAGGACCGGACCAGUGCUCCCAGCCAGAAGACCUGAGAGUGGCGGAAGUGACAAGCAGCUGGUGGCACUCGAUGCUCAUUUUGCCACCGUUGUUUAAAGACAGCCCAGCCACUCCCUUCUUGGCUGCCUACUAUCCCGACUGCGUGGGCAUGAGUCCGUCCAGCUCUCCCGGCAGCACGUCGCUAAGCGAGCUAAGGGCCGACCACUGUAGAGCCGUCCAGCCCAAAAUCCCAGGACUGUGUCCGUACUUCCAGCCCUUCUACCAGCCCAAUGAAUGCGGCAAAGCUCUGUGCGUCAGGCCUGACAUGAUGGAGCUAGACGAACUUUAUGAAUUUCCUGAAUUUUCCCGUGACCCCACCAUGUACUUGGCACUGCGCAAUCUCAUUCUGGCCUCCUGGCACAAAAACUGCAAGGAGGUGCUCACUGUCAAGAAAUGCAUCAUGCACGUGGUGGUGCGCGGGCUGGUCCGUGUCCGCUGCGUGCAAGAGAUGGAACGCGUGCUCCAUUUCAUGACCAGGAAGGGCCUCAUCAACACGGGGGUGCUUGCGGUCCAGCGACCCCUGCUAUCCGAUAAGCAUCGCACGAAAAACGUCAUUGUGAUUGGCGCAGGGGCCUCGGGGCUUGCUGCUGCACGCCAGCUGCAAAACUUCGGCACUCAGGUCCUUGUGUUGGAAGCCCGUGACAGAAUCGGCGGACGCGUGUGGGACGACACAGGCCUGGGCGUCGUCGUGGGUCGGGGAGCUCAGAUUGUCAACGGUUGCGUUAACAACCCGAUCGCUCUCAUGUGCGAGCAGAUGGGCAUUCGCAUGCACAAACUAGGGGAACGCUGCGACCUGUUUCAGGAGGGUGGGCAAGCCACAGACCCCUCCAUUGACAAACGCAUGGACUUCCACUUCAACGCUAUUCUGGACGUGGUGUCAGAGUGGAGAAAGGACAAAUCGCAGAGCCAAGACAUGCCGCUCGGAGAAAAAGUGCAGGAGCUUAAAAAGAACUUUCUUCAGGAAUCUGGCAUCCAGUUCAGUGAGCUGGAGGAAAAAGUGCUUCAGUUUCACCUCAGCAAUCUGGAGUACGGUUGUGGCAGCUCUUUAAAUCAGGUUUCUGCAAGAUCCUGGGACCACAACGAAUUCUUUGCACAGUUCUCAGGAGACCACACAUUGCUCACCAAGGGCUAUGGCACUCUGCUCCACAAACUAGCCGAGGGCCUCGACAUCCGCAAAAAGAGCCCAGUGACGUCCAUUGACUACUCAGGUGAUAUUGUCAGAGUAACUUGCUCAAAUGGCUCCCAGUGGACAGCAAAGAAGGUUCUAGUCACGGUGCCACUGACACUGUUGCAGAAGAACUAUAUCCACUUUGUCCCUCAGCUUCCAGAGAGGAAAAUGAAAGCCAUCCACAGUCUGGGAGGAGGGAUUAUAGAGAAGAUUGCCCUCAAGUUCCCGUACAGAUUCUGGGAUACCAAAAUCCAAGGAGCUGACUACUUCGGUCAUAUCCCACCGAGUCCCGACAAACGAGGCAUGUUCACUGUCUUCUACGACAUGGACCCGCAGGGGAAGCAGGCCGUGCUAAUGUCUGUCAUAGCUGGGGACGCUGUCAGUGCUGUGCAGGACAUGCAAGACAAAGAUGUAGCAGGAGAGUGCAUGAAGGUGCUCCGGGAACUCUUCAAGGAGCAGGAAGUCCCAGAGCCGCUGCAUUUCUUGGUCACACACUGGAGCAAAGACGCAUGGUCGCAAAUGUCCUACAGCUUCGUGAAGAUGGGUGGCGGCGGCGAGGCAUAUGAUAUCAUUGCCGAGGACGUUCAAGGGAAAUUGUUCUUUGCCGGCGAGGCCACCAACAGACACUUCCCUCAAACUGUAACUGGCGCUUACCUGAGUGGCGUUCGAGAGGCCAGCAAAAUGGCUGCCCUCUGA
This is a messenger RNA of Nerophis lumbriciformis (worm pipefish), 2505 nucleotides long. The record is from RefSeq and is a predicted model, not a curated record. Lineage: Eukaryota; Metazoa; Chordata; Actinopteri; Syngnathiformes; Syngnathidae.